Molecule: messenger RNA, 3896 nt
Organism: Zootoca vivipara (common lizard)
Lineage: Eukaryota; Metazoa; Chordata; Lepidosauria; Squamata; Lacertidae
Source: RefSeq, a predicted model, not a curated record
AGUCGGGGCUGCGUGGAUCUCGCCCUGGGCUGCCAGUGGCACAGAGGAAGGCGUCGCGAUCACCUGGGAGGAGGGACGGUGGGCAGUGAAAGGGUUGGUUGGGGGGGGUGGGGUCCUGUUUCCUCCGGUUUCGCGCCAUGACGGCGAACGAAGACCAGGAGAUGGAGCUAGAAGCAUUACGUUCUAUUUAUGAAGGAGAUGAGUGUUUUAGGGAACUUAGCCCCAUUUCCUUUCAAUAUAGGAUAGGUGAAAAUGGAGACCCUAAAGCUUUCCUGAUAGAAAUAUCAUGGCCAGAAACAUACCCUCAAACUGCUCCAGUCAUCUCUAUGGAUGCAUUCUUCAAUAACUCUAUAGCCUCCACCAUAAAGCAAAGUAUAUUGAACAAAUUAAUGGAAGAAGUUGAAGUUAACCUUGGUACCUCUAUGACAUACACAAUUUUUGAAUAUGCUAAAGAUAAUAAAGAGCUGUUCAUGGAAAACCAACCUAUUAAUACUGCGACAGCUUUGAACAACUGCAUCUCAACCGGACAUCCAGAUGCAGCACAAACUAGUAAGAAAAAAGAGAAAAAGGAACAAUUGACCAAAACACAAAAACGAAAGUUAGCAGAUAAAACAGAUCACAAAGGAGAGCUUCCUCGAGGAUGGAAUUGGGUUGAUGUAAUAAAGGUAACAUACAUCACAGUUGAAAAUUAUUUAAUACAUAUAUAUUUAAGAGACUUCAGCAUUGUCUAAUCUGUUUCUCUCCCUUUCCCUUCUUUUUGUUAACCAUUUUGGACAUGGAUGGCAUUUGGAUUCUCUUCUUGUCCUUAUGUAGCAUGUAAGUAUUUCAGUCUUCCUGAAUUGUUGUACUAGUUUUGAGAUAUCUUUAAUUCCAAGAUUAUUUGGGAUACUUUCCCCUUUUGAUAAGUUUUUAGAGCACUUAUCCUAAACAUGAAAAGAAAUCCUAUUGAUUUAUGUCCACAUAUUUUUUAAACAAAUUCAGAAGUAUUGGCUAACCAGCCUACCACUUUCGUGAAAAGAAUAGUAAUUGUUAGAGCUUUUCAACCAAAUCUGAUGGUAUAAUAUUGAAUAUGCAAGAAAGUGGAAAUCAAAAUAUUGUGUGAUGUUCCCAGAAUUUGUAAAUGUGUGAUUAAUACAGGUUAACUGUUUAGAAAUAAGUUCAGUGCCCACAUGUGGAAUUGCCAUCUCCCUUCAUGCUUUCAUUCUUCCGUUGUUGUAAUUAUGUUGUACACUAGCCUGCUUCACAUAUAACUUUAAACCAAUGCCUAAUUUCCCCCCUGUACUUCAUCACACUGCAUAUUCACUUUUAAACUACAGCUAAGCUCACUAUGGUAUAAAGUGAUAUGCAAACAAGGCCAUUGACUGUAGUGCUAAGCGAUGGCUUCCAUGUGUGAAGGAACUAUCACAGAAGAAUCACAACAAAUAAAACUUUGUAGUAAUCUAAUGUUAAUUAAAAAAACAAUACUUUAAGGGCUGCCUAAUAAGUGGUAAAACAUGUCUACUGAGUUUCAUUAAGGUUGCCACAAAGCAUCUGAUGAACUGCCCCAGGCCAAGACAUAGCCUACCUUUUUGUUUCCAUGCACUGAGAUUCUGAUCAGUGCUAUAGUCCCAGGUUCGUACUUUCAGGGUUCCUUUUUUCACUCUAUGUGUCUCCAACCCUUUCAGCAGCCUUUUGUAUAAGCAGCUCUCUUCGUUUUGGCAGUAAAUCUGGCAGUUACUGAAUUUUGUGACAUUCUAAAUACUAGCAGUACCAGUCACAGAUACCUGCCUUUAAGAAAGAAAAAGUUAACAGAAAAUCUGCAGAUUGGGGCCAAGAAAAAUGGAAGCUUCUGAAUAUUUGAAUCUUCUUUUCAGCUAAGCAAAACUGGCUCCAAGGAUGAUGAAUAGGAGGACACUGAUAUAGGAAAACAUCAACUUUUACUGCAACACUGUUUGGAAUCAACUGCCAUAUUCUCUCUUUUUUCAUUUACAUUUUAUAAAACGACAGUUCCUCACACAUUGUAAUCGGAAAAGGUGUGCUUACCUAGAGGGAAAUGUUUUUUCUAUCCAUAAUCACUUUCUUCAUAUCACAUGUUUGCCUUUAAAGAAAUUAGGCUGAAGAUGGUCUCCUUCUAUUUGGAUGUCAACUAUCAGGACUCUGAAUAUAACAAUAUGUAAUUUGUUUUUAUACUGUUUGACCCUGUACUAAAUCAUGCAAAACUGAAAGUGAAUCAUCUAAUGCUCUAGCUGCUAGUCUUAUUUUGUAUUUCUUUCUUGCAUAGCUGCUUCAGUGUUAUUUCAAAUACUAUUCAUUACUUAUCCAGUUUUUCAGAUGAAAUCUACAAUGACAGGCUAAAUUUUGGAAAAAUAUUGGAUCUUCCUGUACCGUGGUAUUCUUUAAAUGCAUUUUUCAACCUAAUCCCAUAGGUCUCCUUCUAGCACAGCUUCCCAGCUGUAAUAUAGUCACGGUCCUAGAAAGCAAAACAGGAUCGUGAGGUACAAAAGAUAAGGUAUCAACUUUUAUUCCCAUGGCAAAUCUGCAGUUGCCUACCAGCCACUAAUGAUGCCCUUGCAUUGGUACAGUCCCUGCAUCGGUUAUCAGCCCAUGGCAAAGAACAAAUGCACUCAUAUGAUUGAGCCAUUACACAUGGUGUCCCAUGUACAACUAGAGAGAGAUGGCUCCACCUCUGCAUGCUGCAGGGAGGUAGCAGUAGGCAGAAGCUACAACCACCAGACCUCCCUUCAGACAGGGAUUAAAUCUUCUGCCAAUCCACAGCCUACAACAACAAUACUUUUGCCAGGCAAACAAGAAGGGAAGAAAGGAGAACCAUUCCAUUGGCAACCCAAUAGCCUAGUGAGCAGAUCCAUGGGCUCUGAGAAUUGUGGGCCCUUGAACGAGAUUUGCGAUUUGCUCUGGGAUCAGUGAUCAUGCACUGACAACUGUCGGAACACUCCACAUAGCUUAUAUGUUGGUGUCUUCCAUGGAGAGAAAAGAGUUUUUUGCUAAUGGAGAAGUCAGAGGCAAGAAAGGAGGGACAGUAUGGUAGGGAGCUCACAGCAGAAAGCAUCAGGAGUUAUCUGGUAGUUUGUUGGGAUGGAGAACUGUAACAUGAGACAGAAUAGAAUGAAGUCACUGCCUGCCACAGGAAUUAGCAUAAGUUAGACCCACAAUGUGGCUUUUGUAGCUACCCAACAACCUAUGCUAUGACACACACCCUUUCCCCUAACCAGUGAUGGCCAAACUUGGCCCUCCAGCUGUUUUGGGACUACAAUUCCCAUCAUCCCUGACCACUGGUCCUGUUAGCUAGUGAUGAUAGGAGUUGAAGUCCCAAAACAGCUGGAGGGCCAAGUUUGGCAAUCACUGCUCCAAACCAUGUUUAGAUGCAAUUGGAUAGACUAGGUGUGACCGUUUCAUUUGGAGCUGCAACUUGGUGGAAUGGGAUAGCAGAAGCUUCAUUGACAUUGGGUUGCAAGUUCAAUCUCUGGAUGAAAUAUCCUAGCAGAAGAGGCUGGAAAAGAGCUGCAUGUAUAGACAUUCUUGAGGCAGGGCAGUACUACAGCCAAUGGGAGUCAACGGUUCAUGAGCCGAUAGCCCUAUUUAAAUAUUUGCUUGCCUUGCAUAGAAGUUGAGGUGUUUUAAUCUUUUUUACAGUUGAUUUUAAUUAACUUUAAAUGUGUUUAAUGACUUUAACUGUUUUUGUUGAUAAUUUUAAUAGUUCUUGUGAACUAUUUAGAGGUUUUACUACAGUCAAGCAGUUUUUCAAAUUUGGUUGAAUAAAUAAAAUAAAGUUAUGCCCCAGAAUGCCAUCAUUUCUCCCAGCUCCUUUCACCCUGGCCAUGAAUCUUUUCCCAUAAACCUUUGGUUGGUUGCCGGUAGCCACUGUAGAGGCAAUGCCCCAUUUGUACACACCCUUCUAC